UUCAUAUUCAAAUACCUUAGCAGCCGACAAGCGUCAAAAUGGCGGUUUUGGAGCUCUUUUCGAGCCCCAUUCAGUCAAGGUAUAAUGCCAGUUAUUGCACCAAAGCCACCGUAUUUGCCAUUUUAGCUUUCUUAUUUACAGUCAUACCACCUUUCUUGAUCGCAUAUAGAAGUGAAGGUUUUUGGAUCAAGGAAGCCUUUUACAGGGAGCAGCCCGAUGUGAAGUUCAAGCAUCAGAUUCUCCUAGUCCUGCACACUGAUUCUCAGAUUGGUUACGUCACCUGGAGUACAUACCUCAACUUCAAUCUCCUGGAACAAGCCAACCUCAGGAUACCACUCAUUAAGUCGAGAGAAGAAGAUUCUAACCGAGACGGAAAGAACGAUAAGUUCCUCUUCUCCAUUGAGGUACCUGUGCUGGACACAGAGAAGGUGCUUGGAGCUCAAGUCAUUUUCAUAUUUGACUACAGGCUAUAUAGAUUCAGUGAUGUUAGAAUGGAAUCCAUGGCGUAUGUGAGUCAUACCUCUGCCAUGCCAGGUGCUGAGCUGAAUGUGGAUGGAGAUCUCAGUCUUAGACUCAAACAGCCUUUGGCCCACAAGGGAUAUGACACAAGAUAUAAUGAUCCCAUUAUUGACUCAACCAGUGUAUUUGCAGAAGAUUAUUCAUUUAGCAAGAUCUUUUCCUCAUAUCAACAGAGAAACAUCUCCACACGUUUUGAGUGCGACUACCCAGUAUGGUUAACAGGCAGAGGAACCGGCCAGCCUUUCAUCAUCAAAGGAACCAUUUACUAUCCAGAAGAGACCAUUGUGUAUGUUCCAGGUUUCUGGCAGGUCAUCAAGUUUGGUUGGAUCCAGUACCUCUCUGUGUUAUUCCUCUUUAUAUUUUUGAUGGAGCGAGUCAAGACGUUUGUCUUCGAGAACCAGAUCGUCAACACCAUCGUCCAUCAUCCGGUCCCACAGACGUAUAAGAAUCACUUCACGUGAUCAUUAUACAGGUGUAUAUCGAGGGGCCAGUGACACAAAGACGUAACUCAAUUUUGGCCACAUUUUGAGAAAAAGUGGUUUAAGUGUCACUGAGCACUUGGGCCGCAAGGAGAUAAGUCUAUGUUUUACUACCUAUUGACUUCAAUGGGGUGUUGGAUGGAGUUAAGCCUUUGUGUUUCCUGGAAAGCCCACAUUUUUUUGAACAUUUUGAUAUCAAAUACUCAUUUUGGCAAAAUAUGGAGUUACUUCUUUGUGUCACUGAACCCACGAUAUAGUGUUUAAACACCAUCAUCAAAAUUUGUUUAGUUCUAUCUUAAAAUUUGUGAUGGAGGUGAUCAAGAUGUUUGUCCUUGGGAAGUAGAUCAUUAACUUAGUGGCAGUUACAUUUUUCUCACAUCCUGGAGUUUUGUCUGAAGUUGCUACUUGGGCCACUACCAAUAAACAUGACGCAAAACUCACCUCAGGAUUGUGUUUCUUCUCAGUGCAAGUUUUUGCAGUGUAAAUGCUAGCUCUCAAAACACUGACUUGUGAAUUAUUCCAGUUUUUGGUCACAUGUUAUGGCAUGCAGAGCAUCGACAACUGGCACAUGCGAACAACUCACACACACAGCAAACAUGCUUCAUGAAUAUGGGCCCAGAUCACCAACAACAUUAUUCAUGUUACAGUUCCAGAGGCUCCCAAAGUGUACUUUUUCAUCAAGUUUGUCAUACCCAUAACCCUUCAUUAAUAAAUCUUUUUAUCAUUGCAAUAUAUGUAACUGACAUUGUAAGGUUCUAACAUUGUUGUGACAUUGUCAACAGUUUAUUUAUGGCUUCAAUCAUUUAGAUCCAUCAAUGGAGUGUGUCUUCAUUAGACAAUGACACCGAUUGCUUAAAAUGGCAAGGCAAAAUAUUUUACUUAUUGCCUAUCCAAAUUUUAAAUUGAGCAUGGAAAAAAUCAUUUCAAUGGUGAACUAACUCAAAGUGUUAGAUGAUAAAAUGCAAAACUAAUUUUUCUAGCUUGAUCAUCAACAAAAAUGAUACAUCUAAUGUCUGCAUUUUCUGUCAUUUCAUCCCACCUAUAACAAAUGUACCAUGAAACCAAAGGAAGAGGAUUUGUUUUUUAUGUGAAGUUUUCAGAAUGUUACCAUGUAAGAUUAUUUUGUAUGUACAUGUAUUAUGGUGGCUCCCCCUAACCUACCACCUCCAGACAUCUAUCCCCAAGGACAAUAAUUACCCCCAGAAAAUAUACUUCUUAAAAAAUAUCGUAGGACAAUUAUUCCAGACAACUACGUCAGACAACUCCCCCCCCCCCCCUUAUGGAAUUUACCCCUAUAGACAACUACCUACAGGGUAAUUGAAAUAUGGAGUAAUUUUUCUGGAGGGUAAUUAUCCUAGGAACUAGUUUUCCGUGGUCUAGAUUUCCAGGGGGGGGGGGGGGGUGAUAGCCCAGGGUAGUUUUUGAAGUUAAUAAAAUGCUAUACCUUCUGCAGACAAUCAUUUGGGAAGGGAUCCUGGGACUUCACAUUAUGAUGUAUUGCCAGUGUUGGUAAAAAAAAAAAAAAAAAAAACCUGAAGCAGACUACACGCUGCACACAUAUUUGAAUAGCAAUGUAUUUUACAAAGUUUUAAUACUGCAGUAACAGUUUGAGAAUUAGUACAAUGAAGUUGUUUUUGAUCUCCGAUCUCUUAAUUUAGAAAUGUAAAUAGUGUACAAAGAAAGGGUGUAAAUAUCUUUUAUAAUAUUAUGUACAUCGUUUGUAAAUCAUGUAAUUUCACCUUGCCGUUGAUUAAAUUAUUGAUAAAAAGAGAAAUUUUACACUUGCUACAUA
Molecule: messenger RNA, 2790 nt
Organism: Strongylocentrotus purpuratus (purple sea urchin)
Lineage: Eukaryota; Metazoa; Echinodermata; Echinoidea; Camarodonta; Strongylocentrotidae
Gene: tmem231
Product: transmembrane protein 231
Exons: 7
Coding region: 39-980 (313 amino acids)
Biological process (GO): regulation of protein localization; cilium assembly
Cellular component (GO): ciliary membrane; ciliary transition zone
Source: RefSeq, a predicted model, not a curated record